UAUUCUUAUUCUGUUCCCAUUUGUGAAAAAACACAGAAAAAGCUAAACAUAUUUCGAAGAAGAGUAAAAUGGCGACGACGUUGAUGCGAUCUGGUUUUAUUCGCAACGUCCUCCGACGAGGAGGCUCCGGUGCCUCUCCUGCUCCCAAGCGAAACUUUUCUUCCUCCUCUGGUCAUCACGAUGAUGCAUAUGAAACGGCCAAAUGGGAGAAGAUUACAUAUCUAGGCAUUGUUUCAUGCACUGGUUUAGCCGUUUAUAUUCUAUCAAAGGGACACCACCACUAUGAUGAACCUCCUGCAUACCCAUAUUUGCAUAUCCGCAAUAAGGAAUUCCCAUGGGGUCCUGAUGGGCUAUUUGAAAUCAAGGAAGAGCACCACUAGGAAUAUUAGUGGUUUAAUGAAGGUGGUUUGUGGGCACUAAUGUCUUCCUUUGGCUGUAGCCUUAGAAACAAUGAUUGUUACAGUUUCAUAUUGUUCAUUGAAUUGUGAUUUAGAACUUGCACUUGGCAUGAUAUUUUUCAUGUUCUUCUUUCUCAUGGUUGAAGCAAAAUAAAAUUGCCCAACAAUAUGAUGUGUAUUUUUAUUUCAAGUCUUGUUUAGUUGUUUCAGUUUUGGCAAAUAAUAAUCGAGAAUAUGACAA
Molecule: messenger RNA, 639 nt
Organism: Medicago truncatula (barrel medic)
Lineage: Eukaryota; Viridiplantae; Streptophyta; Magnoliopsida; Fabales; Fabaceae
Product: cytochrome c oxidase subunit 6a, mitochondrial
Exons: 4
Coding region: 69-380 (103 amino acids)
Biological process (GO): mitochondrial electron transport, cytochrome c to oxygen
Cellular component (GO): mitochondrial inner membrane
Molecular function (GO): enzyme regulator activity
Source: RefSeq, a predicted model, not a curated record